UUCUCUCUCUCUCCCACUUUUUAAUAUUCACCCCUAUACUUUCAUUUUUCUUGUGCUUUAAUUUACGUGUUGCAAGUGCUUAUAAUAUUCCACUCACACACUCAAAUAAAUCCAUUCAUACGUAUUAUAUAUAGUGUAGUACUAGUGAUGUAUCACUAACGCUUCUUAAUACUUUCUCCGUCCACAACACUUCACUGUUUAUUGUCUCUCCAUAACUCUCUUGGAAGAAAGAUGAAGAAGAAGAAGAAUUUGAACUUGGAACUUCGUCUUUUUCCUCCUUCCAUUUCUGAUAUUUGUCCCACAAUGAAAGAAGAAGAAGAAAGUGAGAGUCCACAAGAAGAUCAUCAGCAGCAGUACAGGCCAUUGACCAUUGUCUAUGAUGGCAAGAUUUCUGUGACUGAUGCUACUGAGAUUCAGGCCAGGUCCAUUUUAAUGCUUGCAAAAAAAGAAAUGGUGAGGACACCAACUGGAUCAUCAUCAGAGCCAUCUUCACCAUCAGUGUUUAAUUUGUAUAGCCCUAGUACUUCUCUUUCCAUGCAAAAAUCGUUGCAGAGGUUUCUCCAAAAGAGGAAGAAUCGGAUUCAAGAAGCAUCCCCUUACCAUCUUAAGAUAAAUCAGCAGAAUUAAUUAAUUAAUCAAAAACUACAAAUUAAAAUUUUGCUUUUGUUGUGUUAGAUCACCUAUAUACUAGUAGUAUAUCUUUCAACAAAAGGUCUAUGUCAAGUUUUUCAACUGCUUGUAAAUUAAGUAGCAUUUGUUAAUCAUACAUCCUCGUGGACAUGCUGUGAAAUCUGCACAACUUUUGCCUAUUGUUUUAAGGUUUUAAUAUUUAAUCAAAGAAAUUCUACGGUUCUGUCCAAGAAAAA
Medicago truncatula (barrel medic) is the source of this 866-nucleotide messenger RNA. RefSeq names its product protein TIFY 5A. Gene Ontology annotation, biological process: response to wounding; regulation of jasmonic acid mediated signaling pathway; regulation of defense response. Lineage: Eukaryota; Viridiplantae; Streptophyta; Magnoliopsida; Fabales; Fabaceae. Gene Ontology annotation, cellular component: nucleus. The coding region runs from base 232 to 627 and encodes 131 amino acids. The record is from RefSeq and is a predicted model, not a curated record. The transcript is spliced from 3 exons.